Messenger RNA from Ilex paraguariensis (yerba mate), 279 nucleotides. NCBI's taxonomy places the organism in Eukaryota, Viridiplantae, Streptophyta, Magnoliopsida, Aquifoliales, Aquifoliaceae. The record is from the annotation of a GenBank genome assembly.
AUGAGCAGCAAUCGCAAAGGACAGACGAUGAACACGGAUGGUGACAGGAUCAUGGCCCAGGGGUUGGGCGACGCCAACGAGUUGCUGGGCAGCACCAACACGCUGGAAGGCGUAAGGAAAGCAAUGAGAAGCAGUGGAUUUGGCCUGGGUGACGCCCAUAGUGCAAAGAAAGUCGUUGCAGAAGGCGCCGAUUUCGUAGGCAAUGCUCCAGGCUGUUGGGGCGUUAGAGGCGCAACAGAUGGGAAACUAGGUGGCGUCGACAGUGGCUUGGACUCCUAA